UCCCAUGCGUCCAAUAUCUCUCGUUCUAUCCUCCUCAGUCUACAAAGAGAAACAAAUCUCUCACUCUCUCUCUCCUUUACUUUACUCCUAAGAAAAAGAUGGGGAAGGCGCCGGAAGAAGAGCACCCAGUGAAGGCAUUCGGAUGGGCGGCCAGAGACGCUUCUGGAGUCCUCUCUCCAUUCAAGUUCUCUAGAAGGGUAACAGGAGAUGAGGAUGUGAGGUUCAAGAUUUUGUAUUGUGGGAUUUGUCACUCUGAUCUUCACAGUUUGAAGAAUGAAUGGGGAAAUUCCACUUACCCCCUUCUCCCCGGGCAUGAGGUUGUCGGAGUGGUGACCGAGGUUGGCAGCAAGGUACAGAAGUAUAAAGUUGGAGACAGAGUGGGGGUGGGUUGCAUGGUUGGAGCCUGUCACACAUGUGAAAACUGCGAGAACAACCUCGAAAACUACUGUCCCAAAAUGAUACUCACAUACAAUUCCGUGAAUUAUGAUGGAACCAAGACAUACGGAGGUUAUUCUGAUCACAUGAUAGCUAACGAGCGCUAUAUCGUUCGGAUUCCUGACAAUCUGCCUCUGGAUGCUGCUGCUCCCCUCCUCUGUGCUGGGAUCACGACUUACAGCCCACUGAGAUAUUAUGGGCUUGAUAAGCCUGGUACGAAAGUGGGUGUGGUGGGCCUAGGUGGGUUAGGCCAUGUGGCUGUUAAAUUUGCCAAGGCUUUUGGGGCUAUAGUGACCGUUAUAAGUACCUCCCCGAGCAAGAAGCAGGAAGCUAUUGAAGUACUUGGUGCCGAUUCGUUCAUAGUCAGCACUAAUCCAGACGAAAUGCAGGCUACUAUGGGUACUUUGGAUGGCAUCAUUGACACAGUAUCUGCAGUUCAUGCAUUGGUACCAUUGUUGUUUCUAUUGAAGUCUCAUGGAAAGAUCAUCAUGGUUGGUGCUCCAAAUAAGCCACUCGAGUUACCAGCCUUUCCUUUGCUUAUCGGGAGGAAGGCCAUCGCUGGAAGUUGCAUUGGUGGUAUGAAGGAGACGCAAGAGAUGAUCGAUUUUGCAGGAAAGCACAACAUAACUCCACUAAUUGAGGUCAUUCCGAUGGACUAUGUGAACACAGCUAUUGAACGUCUCGUCAAAGCUGAUGUUAAAUACCGAUUUGUCCUUGACGUUGGACACACACUUAAAGCUGCUUAGUCUUAGACUCCUAGUCCUAGGUUAUGCCUCCAAAGUAUGAUUUUGGUGUUGGUGUGACCUGGUCACAUGACUCACAUAUAAGUGUUAAAUUUAUGGUCUGAUCGCUUCCAGUUUUUGUGUUGUUUUGGCGUCAGGGUGUUGGUUUCAAAACAUUUAUAACCUUCUUAGUGAACUGUAUUGAAUAAAUGAACUAGUCGGGGAUCCGAUGGUUAUACAGGUUGCUCGGAAAGAGCUUGAAAUGUUUUUUGUCAAUUGAUGUGAGUGAAUUACCUCUA
Rhododendron vialii is the source of this 1456-nucleotide messenger RNA. RefSeq names its product 8-hydroxygeraniol dehydrogenase-like. Gene Ontology annotation, molecular function: cinnamyl-alcohol dehydrogenase activity; zinc ion binding. The transcript has 5 exons. The record is from RefSeq and is a predicted model, not a curated record. Lineage: Eukaryota; Viridiplantae; Streptophyta; Magnoliopsida; Ericales; Ericaceae. Gene Ontology annotation, biological process: lignin biosynthetic process. The coding region runs from base 99 to 1181 and encodes 360 amino acids.